AUGACCAAGUUGCUGACAGAAGAGGGAGCCAUGGACCAGGCAUUUACAUCUCUGAGUCCUAUCUUUUUGUCUUUAGAAAUGUGUUGCAUCUUUUCCUUUCCUUUCUCUUCCAUUCCACCAGAAUGCGGUGAAAGACCUACUUUUGAGGGAGGACCUCAGUAUUCCAGAAUCAUAGGGGGCAUAGAGGCUGAGGUGGGUGAGUUCCCAUGGCUGGUGAGUAUUCAGGCAGGCAAUGAACAUUUCUGUGGCGGCACGAUCAUCGACGAGUGGUGGAUUGUCACUGCUGCUCACUGCUUAUCUCAUGAGGGGAUGAUUCCGACAGACCUGAGCGUUGUGCUGGGGACCAACAACUUACAGAGCCCAUCCCUGGAGGUAAAAGGGGUCUCGAGCAUGGUUCUUCACAAGGACUUUAACAAACUCAACAUGGACAAUGACAUCGCCUUGCUGCUGUUGAAGUCGCAGAUCACGUUCAGUGGCCUGAAGGAACCCAUCUGCAUGCCCUGGCAGCCCAGCCCCUCCACGUGGCACAGAUGCUGGGUAGCAGGAUGGGGACAGACCAAAACUGGUGACAAAAACUCUGUGAAACCUGAUCUGAUAAAAGUGCCAAUGAUCAUCAUGGAUUGGGAGAAAUGUUCAAAGUUGUUUUCAAAACUUACCAAAAAUAUGCUGUGUGCUGGAUAUGAGAAUGAGAGCUAUGAUGCUUGCCAGGGCGACAGUGGGGGGCCUCUAGUCUGUACCCCAGGAUCUGACAAGCAAUGGUACCAGGUGGGCAUCGUCAGCUGGGGAAGGAGCUGUGGACAGAAGAACACUCCAGGAAUAUACACCUUGUUAGAGAAUUACAGUCUCUGGAUCAAGAAGGUGACUGAGAUAGAGGGAAGGCCCUUUAACUCUGAGAAAAUGAGAACUCCUUCCCAACAGACACUGAUGCGAUCGCACGCCUCAGAAUUCCCAAAGCCAGGCAGCCCCGGACUCCUGCUCCUGCUCUGCCUUCUGUCCUGCAAGCUGUUCUAGGCCACCUUCCACUGACAAUAAAGCAAAUGCUAUUCCUUAACCAACGAGGGUUGUGAGAAUGUGCCACCAGCAGCUUCUUAGCUGACUACAGAUUAGAGCUAAGGACUAGAA
Pteropus alecto (black flying fox) is the source of this 1122-nucleotide messenger RNA. It is a transcript of the gene PRSS55, whose product is annotated as serine protease 55. The transcript has 5 exons. Gene Ontology annotation, biological process: proteolysis. Bases 1 to 1011 code for a protein of 336 amino acids. Gene Ontology annotation, molecular function: serine-type endopeptidase activity. NCBI's taxonomy places the organism in Eukaryota, Metazoa, Chordata, Mammalia, Chiroptera, Pteropodidae. The record is from RefSeq and is a predicted model, not a curated record.